Messenger RNA from Molossus molossus (Pallas's mastiff bat), 1273 nucleotides. RefSeq names its product enoyl-CoA delta isomerase 1 (gene ECI1). Gene Ontology annotation, cellular component: mitochondrion. Gene Ontology annotation, biological process: fatty acid beta-oxidation. Lineage: Eukaryota; Metazoa; Chordata; Mammalia; Chiroptera; Molossidae. Gene Ontology annotation, molecular function: enoyl-CoA hydratase activity. The transcript is spliced from 7 exons. Bases 40 to 942 code for a protein of 300 amino acids. The record is from RefSeq and is a predicted model, not a curated record.
GGCCAUCCCAGCACCUCGACCCCACUUGGUCGGGUCAAGAUGGCGCUGAUGGCUGGAAUGCGCGUCCAGGCGCGCGCCCUGCUCCGGGCCUGGCUCCCGGGCGCGGCCCUCGGACGGACCGAGUCAGCAGUCAGCGGUGGAGUCGGCGUGCGACGUUUCGGGAGCCAACGGGUGCUGGUGGAGCCGGACCCGGCCGCAGGAAUUGCUGUGAUGAAGUUCAAGAACCCCCCGGUGAACAGCCUCAGCCUAGAGUUUCUGACAGAGUUUGUCAUCAGUCUGGAGAAACUGGAGAAUGACAAGACCUUCCGAGGCGUCAUCUUAACUUCGGACCGCCCCGGGGUCUUCUCUGCCGGCUUGGACCUGAGAGAAAUGUGCGGAAGGAACCCAGCGCACUGUGCUGAGUACUGGAAGGCCGUGCAGGAGCUGUGGUUGCGGCUCUACCUGUCCAACCUUGUGGUGAUUGCCGCUGUCAAUGGAUCUAGCCCUGCUGGAGGCUGCCUGAUAGCCCUCACCUGUGACUACCGGGUCCUGGCUGACAACCCCAAAUACCUCAUGGGGCUGAAUGAGACCCUGCUGGGCAUUGUUGCCCCUUUCUGGUUCAAAGAUACCCUUGUGAACACUAUUGGGCACCGUGCUGCAGAACGUGCUCUGCAGCUGGGGUUGCUCUUCCCGCCAGCAGAGGCUCUCCAAGUGGGCAUGGUGGACAAGGUAGUGCCUGAGGACCAGGUGCAGAGCACAGCACUCUCAGUGAUGGCCCAGUGGCUGGCCAUUCCAGACCAUGCUCGACAGCUGACCAAGAACAUGAUGCGAAAAGCCACAGUAGACCGCUUGGUGAAAGAGCGUGACUCGGACAUCAAGAACUUUGUCAGUUUUAUCUCCAGAGACUCCAUCCAAAAGUACUUGCAGAUGUACUUAGAAAAGCUCAAACAAAAGAAAGGCUAACAGCUGAGCUGCCCACAUAGGGUUUAUGCAUAUUCACUCUUCCGGGGACCUUCUGGUCCCAAGGGGUUUUAAACAAGAUAUUUUCUGAUUUAAAAGUCCUGUCAGCUCUUUGUUUUACUGAUCUUCCCAAAACGCCCUGUUCCCUGUAGCCAAGGCCUAAGGCCCACCACCACAGAAGUGCCUUUUCUGCCUGGCAGGUGGGCAGGGUGGGGUUGAUGGUGCAGUGUCUGGAUUUGGGAAUUAUGAACUGGCAGGUGGAACUCUUCUGGAUCUUGGCAGUGUCACUACUGAUUGUCUCCUUUCCCAAAGAAUUGUGACUAAAGUUCUCAGG